Ectocarpus siliculosus is the source of this 3624-nucleotide messenger RNA. NCBI's taxonomy places the organism in Eukaryota, Phaeophyceae, Ectocarpales, Ectocarpaceae. The record is from the annotation of a GenBank genome assembly.
AUGGAUGGAGGUGAUGGAAAUGAUGGCGGUGGCGGUGUUGUCGUGCGUGUCAUUGUCGAUGACGAUCGAGAGGAUACCAAUGAAGCAAAACCGGCCGACGGGAACAAUGUUCCAACCGUGCAGAAGGCUGGCAAGCCGAAGCGAAAAAGACCUGCAAAUAGGCACUACAUCAAAGACGAGACUAUGCGAACGUUGUUCGGCCUUGUACCCUUCUAUGGGGGAGAUGAUGGGCCGAUGGACCAAAUGGUCAAAGCCACUCUUGCAAGUGUACGUCCCGACGCAAUAGAUGUUCGCAACGAGGCUGGGGAUACCUUGCUCAUUCUCGCCUGUCAACACGGGUGCGAGGAUCUCGUGGAGCCUAUUCUCGCGAAGGGUGCGAAUCCUACGGCAGUGAACGCGGUCGGUAUUUGCGCUCUUCACUACACCUGCUUCGCUGACUCGCUGUCCUACGACGCAGCCGAAGCGUUGUUGUGGAGGGGCGCUGAAACAUCCACUGCCGAGACUACGUACGGUUGUACCCCGCUACACUAUGCUGCAAGUUCUGGCGACGCCGAGAUAUGCGCUUUGUUGGUAGAGCACGGGGCGCAGCCAAAGACCCAAGACUACUACAACUACACAGCUGUGAAAUACGCCAAGGACGCGGGGCACGAACAUGUAGUCGAGCUGUUCGGCGGUGAAGAGGAGGGAGAGGGAUGGGAAGAGGUCGAGGAAGCCUACACGGGAAUGGAUACGGGAGAUGAAGGGGAGGCGUCGGGGCCGACCGGCGGCCUCUGGAUCCGCCACAUUGAUCCGCAGACGGAGCUCGCGUACUACAUGAACGACGAGACGGGUGAAUCAUGGUGGGAAACUGACCUGCAGGCAGUCGCCAAAGAGUUUCUGGCGACUGUUCCCGCCACUGCUGGCAGUGUCAACGGCAGUAAAACCGGGGCUGUGUCUGCAUCCAUCACACUCCCGCCCCUAGGGGUCCGGGAAUGGCUAGUGCAGGAGCAGGUGCGGUCGUGGCUGGUUGCCAUCUUCAGCCGAGCGGACCCACUGAAGCUGAUGGAGGUGGACCUGGCCAUGCAAAUAGGAAAGGCGGACUUCAAAGAAAUGCUACAAGCGCUCAUGAUACGCUACGGAAUCAAGAAAAUGGAUUUCCUCGGGGAGGCGUCAUCCCCAAAACUGGAACCUCUUGGGGUUUCUUCGCUCAUUCCCUCUGAAGACGAACUGUGCAAAACCGGGGCGGAACGGUCCACGCCGAAAACCGACGGCGAGCAGAAGACCCCCGCCACCGAGGAUGGCGCUCAUGUCCAGCCUAGCCAAGAAGCCGAGGAGCAUCGAAGCAGUGGGGAAACUGCCGAGCUCGUACCUGCGGCCCUUACCAUCAGAAGACACAGCAGCACAAGCAUCGAUGGGAUAGCAGCAGUGGGGCAGCAAGGUGGGCGCGAUAAGAACACCACCACCGCCACCACCACCAACAACAACGGCAGCAGCAGCAACAACAGGUCCCUCCAUCGAGGAGCGUCUUCCCAGCACAACCUGAAGCGCGUCGAUUCACCCGCGGUACUACGUGCCGAGGCGGACAAAGUGUUUCAGGAGGCAGUGUCACGGCAAGAAAAUGAACUGGCCGAGGAACGGCAACGCCAAGCAAGCGCCCUGAACGAGCAGCGCAAGACUCUUCGAAACUUAGAGGAAGAUUUCCGGAAGCGAGAGGCUACUAUGUCCAAGACGAAAGAAGAAGCGGAAGAAGCAUUGAGUGGGGUAGCAAAGCUCCGAUCGGCGUUGGCAGACGAUAGCUCGGGGCAGGCCGCGAGUGACUCGCUCUCGGAAGAGAUUACCAAGCUCAAGGCAGGCGUAGCCGCCGAGAACGUGCGGUUGAGCCAUAUCACGGAAACCCUCGAGGCUACCAAGGGAUCGGUCGAGGAGCGUGCGGCAAAGCAGCAAGCGCAGGAGGAAGACCGGCGCGUCAGGCUCGAACGGUUGAGGUCAGACAACGUGGCGGAGGUGGAGAAAAUCCGAACAGAUGCUGCAGACUCUCUGGGCAAGGCCGAGCAGGCUUGGGACACCGAGCGCGUCGAACUGGAGGGAGACCUGACCGAAAAGGUCGACCGGGAAACUGCCCUUCUCAAGGAAACCGUCGAGAGCGCUGCACAAGUACUAUCCGAGACCGCUGCGACAACGAAGAACGCGACUGAUGCGGCCAAGCAGCUUCAUAACCAGAUCGAAGAUAUGAAGGGCCAGACACGAAUGUAUGCACGAGUGCGCCCAAUGGACGCUCUUGAGAAGGAGGCUGGAUGCAAGGAGGUGUGCCUGCGAGAUGGUAAGCAGACACUGGCCCUCCUCACGACGGCACAGCAACAUUGGACGUUUACGCACGUCUUCCAAAAUGCGUCGGCCGAGGUAGCGGCGACUGCAGCGGCGCAGGCAGAGCUGCACAAGGAAGUUGCGGGGCUGGGGACAACGCUCGCGGACGGUCACAACGUCCUUCUCAUGGCCGUAGGCGCUUCCCGGUCGGGAAAGACGCUGGCGCUUGUAGGAGAACCUGACCAGACAGCGGCAGCCGCAGGGGGUGACGGUUUCUUCAUUGCGGACAUGUCGGGCGAGGAUGGCAAAGGGACGGCGACGCCUGCAGCAACGGCGAAUCAAGGCGAAUCCAAGAAAGUUCCGAAAAGGGGUAAGGGGAAGGCCGGUAGCGGCGGCGGAGGGGGCGAGCGCGGGGGCGAGGAGGCGUUAGGCGAUGGUGGGGGGGGGGUUGCUGUCAAGGUGACACCCUUGGCCGGAGUGUUCCCGCGACUGGUGGCAGAAACGUUCGCGACGCUGAAGCAUCGCGUCGCGCAGUGCGCUUUUGUUGUUUGGGUCAGCGUCGUCGCGGUUUCAAUACCUGUGGCACCACAGGUAGCUACUGACAGUAGCGGUGUGGUAGAGAAUCUCCUACCUCCGGUGGAUUCACCGCCUGUGUGCGGCGAUUCCUCCUCGGUGGUACGUGAAGGUGACAUCUCUGAUAAGAAGAAGAACGAAGAGGAGCCAGACGUUACAUCCCCCGCCCCUACGGAAGGGGAAAAUCGAUGGGGACGCGCGGUUGCGGCAUCUUCACCACAAGAGGUGAUGAGGAUCGUCAUGGACGCUAGGUCUCGGGCGAUGUCGUCACCGGAGGCGGAGGGAUCCGGAAAUUCCCAAGAGGAGCGGAAAGACAGACAUUUCUUGUCUAGAAUCCGAGUGGAGCUUGUGAACAGAAGCACAAGUGAAGCCUCCUCAUGUGAGAUGGUUAUCGUGGAGCUUGCGGAGGAGAUGCCAGGAGAGGCUUGGCCGGCGGCCCUGGCAGACACCGUGCGCGCUCACGCUGCUGCGACCAUUGUGAAUACCAACAAGGCGGACAGAGCGGACGGGCUCCCAGGGAUGGUCAGGAGUUGCCUCGCGGACACGGCCAAGGUUGUGACAAUCUUGUGCGUAAGUCCAGCUGAUAACCACGCGGACAAGACUGAGAAAACCCUCAGCUUCGGGAAGGCCUGCGAAAACUCGGGCGAAGAUGGUGCUGCGCAGCUCAAGGAUCUCAAGAAGGAACUGGCUAGACUCAAGAAGGAGGCGAAGGGCACCAAGAAAACGGCCCCGUCUCAGCUUCCGCGUCCUGCUGGAGGGAAACGGUAA